ACCCCGCCUUGAUUGGGCAAGUGCACGCGGUAGCGAUGGCUGGUUCGAAUUAAGACCGCGCGGGGAAGACGCCAGGCGGGUUAUCAACGAUAUCAACGAUAUCAACUAUCUUUAUCAGUCGAGAGAGCUGCAUCCGGAGCCUACCAUUAUCUAUCUAGUGCUCCCCGACUCCCAAUGCAACGGAAUCGCUUAUCUGCGAUGAUAACAGGAUCCAGCUGUGGCGGGGAAAGAGAUACUCCUGAUUUGAUGGCCGUCGGGGAAUUUCUGAUAAACUGCCUUGGACCACGCCGACUCCCGCCCUCUCUUCAUCCGUCCUCUUCUCCUCUCUUCUCCAUCGGUCGACAUCAUGACUCCCAGUCUGAAUACAACCGCCAUCCCGGGCACUGUCACCCUGGUGGAUUUGGAGCAUGUCGUGGCCACCCGUCAUGCUCGAGGCGACAGCGACAUCGUUCUGAUUCCCGAACCCUCCAAUGACCCUGAUGAUCCCUUGAAUUGGGCGCCAUGGCGAAAGACACUAUCGACCGUCUGCGUCAGCGUAUACACGCUGUUUGCCGGCAUUGCAUGCUCGGUCGUUUACUCGGUUCUCACGCAAAUUGCCGAUGAAACAGGCAUCUCCGUCGAUACUCUGAACCAGGGAACGGGCUAUAUGUUUCUGUUCGCGGGAUGGGGUCUUUUGUUCUGGCAGCCUUUGGCGCUACAGUAUGGCAAGAGAUUGACUCUGAUUCUUUCCUUGAUUGGCAUGCUGGGCACUACGGUGUGGGGUCCCUACAUCCACACCAACGGCCAGUGGAUUGCGCGCAGUAUUCUCUCAGGGUUCUUCCUGGCUCCCAUUGAAGCCCUCCCCGAAGUGAUGGUGACGGAUGUGUACUUCACCCAUGAGCGUGGUACCUACAUGGCCCUGUAUGCCUUCUUCCUCGCAGGAAGCAACUACUUCGCCCCGGUGAUCUGCGGUUUCAUUGCCCAGUACCAAGGCUGGCAGUGGGUGUUUUACUGGCCCAGCAUCUUCUGCGCCAUCGGCAUCGUGUUUCUGUUCUUCUUCUUGGAGGAGACGAACUACGUGCGCGAAAAGUCAGGAGCUGCACCCAUGACCCCAAUGGACUCUUCACGGACGUCAGAGCAGGGUGAGAAAGAGAAACACCCGUCUGCUGAUGUGACGCCGGGCGAUGCCGAGUGCGGAGUAAUGUACAAGAAGAAGACGUAUCUCCAGAAGCUGUCGCUCAUCGGGCCCAGUCUGCCGAGGAACAAUAUGUUCCGGCGACUCUACCAGACUCUGUACUAUCUGAGCUGGCCAGUGGUAUUCUACGCAGGAUUCUCGUAUGGCUCAUACCUCAUCUGGUUCAAUGUGUUGAAUGGAACGGCAUCCGUCAUUCUGGGUGGUGCGCCUUAUAACUUCAGUUCCGCCAUGGUCGGUCUCAGCUACGUAUCCUGCAUUGUCGGGGUUGUUCUCGCUUUCCUCUUCACCGGACGAUUCAGCGACUGGCUCACAAUCCGCCUCGCGCGCCGCAACAACGGUGUCAUGGAAGCGGAGCAGCGUCUGUGGCCAUUUGCAGUUUGCCUAUUCAUUGUGCCAGCGUCCCUACUGCUAUGGGGCGUGGGUGCCGCGCACCAAGUGCACUGGUUUGGAUUGAUUGUAGCGAUGUGUUUUCUGGCUCUGGCGAACACAUGCGGCAUCACCCUGAGCGUCAACUAUCUGGUAGACAGUUACCGGGAAUUGAGCGGAGAUGCAAUGGCGAGUGUGAUUCUCGUCCGAAACACCAUGUCAUUUGCCAUGGGCUACGGAAUCACCCCCUGGGUCAACCACCUCGGGUACCAAAACUGCUUCAUCUCGGCCGCUUUCGUGGGGAUGGCUUGUGCCGCGGUGUUUCUGGUGAUGAUCAAAUGGGGGAAGACGUUCCGCAUACACAGCCGCGAGAAAUACUGGCGGAUUGUGGAGGAGAAUUGGGAACGAGGGAUGGGCCAUUAGAUGGUUUCUCUGAUAUUUAUGACUCAUGAUGCAUUGAUAUAAUAU
Aspergillus sclerotioniger CBS 115572 is the source of this 2008-nucleotide messenger RNA. RefSeq names its product putative MFS transporter. The record is from RefSeq and is a predicted model, not a curated record. Gene Ontology annotation, biological process: transmembrane transport. The transcript is spliced from 9 exons. Lineage: Eukaryota; Fungi; Ascomycota; Eurotiomycetes; Eurotiales; Aspergillaceae. Gene Ontology annotation, molecular function: transmembrane transporter activity. Bases 347 to 1963 code for a protein of 538 amino acids.